UGCAAAAUAUACAAACUAAAUAUCGUACGAUGCGAUAUCGAAUGCUAUUUAUACAAAAAUUUGCAGAAAACAGCGAAUUAUUGGUUUUUCUAAGGUCGUUUACCAAGUGUACUAAAUAAACGAAUCGGCUAUCAUUAUCACACAAUAGCCAUCAGAAUUACUCUGUGUAGCUUUGGUACCUGAUCAAAGUCUUCCUUAUCUAGAUACGUGGCUAAAGAAACCGAGCGAUCGUCAGCAGUCGCGUGGAAUCGACCGUGCAGAGGGUUUCGUUCUGAAAAACGUUGCAAGAUGCAGCAAAAUUGCAUUACCGACGAAUUAGGCGAAACAUUGGUGGACAUAGGGCGAUAGAAAACGGAAUAAUCAACCUGGACUACGUGAACGAGACGUUCGAAGUGUUGUGUAAUGUGUUUAAUACAGUGCAAAUACGUCGCGAGCACUUGGAACGCGGCGAUGACACUGACGAAGUAAUUAACCAUUAUUGAAAAGACAAUUGCGAGGAAGUGGACAAUAUCACGGAAGUAACGACGCGAAUGAGUGUUAUUUAUUUGGAGCCUUAGAAGAUGAUGGUGUAACCAACAUUGUUGUUGGCGCAUCGAAAGAAAGAUGUCUGUCGAUCAAGAGGACGAUACAGUGAAAGCAAAGGACACAGAUCCUUUAUUAAAGGCGCUCGACAAACUCGGAUUAGGGUCAAAUUUUUUGUCGAUAAUAUUUAUUUUUACGCUCACGCCGACAAUAUUUAAUGGGUUGCAUUCCAUGUCCUAUAUUUUCAUUGCCGAAGUCCCCACACACUGGUGCUCGGUGCCAAGUCUGACCGCCGCGAAUUGGACAGAUGAACAAAUAAGAAAUAUUUCCUCGGCCAGUCCAUGCACCAUGUACAAUUAUGACUAUGACAAAUUUGCGGAAAUUGGAUUCGAUAAAGCUUUGGAAUAUAAAAAAAACAACAAACUACCAAAGGAACUCUCGUGCGAAGUGAGAAGCUUCGCGCAUGAUCUCGAUACAACUUCAUUCGUUGAAGAUUGGGACUUGGUCUGCGACAAGGCCGCAGCUCGUUCGAGCACUCACAUGGCUCUGUCCCUCGGAAAAUUAUCAGGCAGUGCGUUCUUUGGGAUUUUCGCGGACAAAUACGGACGGAAAAUCAGUUACGUCAUUGGAAUAAUAUUGUUAAUCGUCUCUGGCCCAGCUGGUGCUGUCGUUCCUUGGUACUGGGCCUUCAUGGUCUCGAGGUUCUUUAAUGGCGUCAGCCAUGCUGCGAUUCAAUACUCAGCGUUUACAACACUUACAGAAGUAGCAAGCGAAAAACACAGACAGUGGAUGGGAAUUGCUUACAAUACAGGCUACGCCUCAGGAACUGUCAUUAUACCGGGUAUAGCUUAUGUUCUACACGAAUGGAGACAUGUUCAAUUGGCAAUAUCUUUGCCUGCUCUACUCUUGUUAAUACACUUAUGGUACAUGCCAGAAUCUCCUCGGUGGCUGAUAGCGCACAAUCGUCGCAAGGAAGCGAAGAUUUUAAUCGAGAAUGCAAGCAAAAGAGAUUCCAAUGGAACAGGAACGACAGAGUUAGCGACUACUGUAUAUAAAGAAAAUUCGAACAAUACGAUGGCCACCAUCGAAACAACCAAAGAACGAUUGAAAAAAGAUAUCAAAGGUUUCCGAAUUCUAGUCAGUAACGGUGAAUUGCUGAAAAGGCUACUUAUCACGAAUUUCAACUGGAUGGUGGCCUCGCUCUCUUAUUACGCACUAGCAUUAAAUAUGAGCAACUUCUCGGCAAAUCAGUACAUUUAUGUUCUCGUAAUGGGAUUGACUGAAAUACCGGCUUACUUGAUACCAACGCCAAUUUUAAUGCUCGUGGGGCGACGAAUUGGAGCUGGAGCUUUAUACAUAAUCGCAGCCAUAUGCUUAUUAUGUAUUUUGAUAAUACCGACUGCAGAAACCGAUACGAUUCUGAUUGUAUCACUGAUCGGAAGAUUUAGUGCGUCAGCUGCUUAUGGCAUCGUCAUUUUAUAUAGCUCGGAGCUUUUUCCAACGGUAUGCAGAAAUUCCGCGAUUGGAACAAAUUCUGCAAUGUCACAUGUCGGAAGUAUAGCUGCACCUUUCGUCGCUGAUUUGUUAGCAAUAGAAGUGUGGUGGGGACCAACAACCCUUUGUGGUAUUCUAACCCUAAUGGCUGGUUUACUGUGUUUGACAUUGCCAGAAACUCGUGGGAGACCUUUAGCAAACACCAUCGAAGAAGAAAUCACAAAAGAUCGAGAAAAUGUAUCGUUCUGCAACUGCUGCAAGUGCAGUUGAGAGAAGACAUAAAUUAUUCUUCCAUAUAUUUGCUGCAGAACGUACCUUAUUGUAACAAUAUACACCUUAUUGUUGCAAAAACCUUCGAUAAUACAUUUUUGCUGUUUUGUAUGUCAUUGUUUUUAUAUUCCUUUGUAUACUUCGGUGGACUGUUUUAAUCAGAAAUAUGAAAUAAAUCUAUAAAG
Colletes gigas is the source of this 2471-nucleotide messenger RNA. Its product is annotated as organic cation transporter protein-like. Gene Ontology annotation, cellular component: membrane. The coding region runs from base 604 to 2286 and encodes 560 amino acids. The record is from RefSeq and is a predicted model, not a curated record. Gene Ontology annotation, biological process: transmembrane transport. Gene Ontology annotation, molecular function: transmembrane transporter activity. NCBI's taxonomy places the organism in Eukaryota, Metazoa, Arthropoda, Insecta, Hymenoptera, Colletidae. The transcript is spliced from 8 exons.